GGGAGUUUAGCUUGUAGUUUUAGGACGUACGUGUGACGCUAACACGUUGGACUCGGAAGUGGCGGUGAAGGCGUGGUUGCCGGGGAGACUGUGGGAUGGGGAAAGAACAGGAGUUAUUGGAGGCCGCUCGCACCGGGAACCGGGCAGCAGUGGAAAGGCUGCUUGGAGGAAAGCGACUUAGCGGUGCGGGGCCGGGCGGAGCCAACGUUGGAGGCGUGGGGCUUACUGGUGGAGUAGCUUCUAAUCACCCUCUGAGCAGCUUGCUUAGCAUAUGGCGUGGCCCCAAUGUUAAUUGCGUUGACAGCUCAGGCUAUACUCCCUUGCAUCAUGCUUCCCUCAAUGGACACAAGGAUGUUGUGGAAAUUCUCUUGAGAAACGAGGCUGUUACAAAUAUUGCUGACUGUAAAGGCUGCUUCCCCUUGCAUCUUGCAGCCUGGAAAGGAGAUGCUCACAUUGUUCGGCUUUUAAUCCACCAUGGUCCUUCCCAUGCCAAAGUGAACGAGCAGAAUGUCCCAGAAGUGAAAAAGUACGGCCCCUUCCAUCCUUAUGUGAAUGCCAAGAAUAAUGAUAAUGAGACAGCCCUUCAUUGUGCUGCACAGUAUGGUCAUACAGAUGUGGUACGUGUUCUGCUGGAGGAACUGACAGAUCCAACAAUGAGAAAUAACAAGCUUGAGACUCCACUGGAUUUGGCAGCUCUGUAUGGGCGUUUGGAAGUGGUGAAGCUGCUGCUAAUUGCACAUCCUAAUCUGCUGAGCUGCCAUACAAGAAAACACACUCCUUUGCACCUGGCUGCUCGAAACGGACACAAAGCUGUAGUUAAGGUUUUGCUGGAUUCUUCAAUGGAUAUUAAUUACCAGACAGAAAAGGGAAGUGCUUUGCACGAAGCUGCUUUAUUUGGAAAGACAGAUGUGGUUCUUAUGCUUCUGAAUUCAGGUAUAGAUGUAAGCAUUACGGAUAAUAAGGGGAUGACUGCACUGGAUAUUGUUCAAGAGCUACCAUCACAGAAGAGCAAACAGAUUGCUGCCCUCAUUAAGGAUCACAGCUCAGUAAGAAAAGAACAGAAGCAGAUUCCGGUAAUGCCUGCACCUUCUUCCCUCGACAUAGAAAUACAAGGAGGGGGUAUUUCUAGAGCCCUCGUGGAUAUUCAGUUGGAUUUGGAUAACCUAUCUCAAACGGAAUCUCCAUAUGAAGCGCUCUUCAAUGCCUCAUCCUGCCAUUCCCUUGACAGCAUCUGCAGUGAACGUUCAUCUGAUUCACUUAGCUAUGAAGCUGCAGGAGCACGUCGUAAGGAACGGCCACCUCCACCAGCAAAACCUCCACCAGAAGAAGAUGAAGAAUUAGAGAGUAGUAGAGAGAGAGGUGUUACUGUUAGUGAGACAUUAAUCAGUGCACAGAUUUGCCAGGAGGAGGAGAAUCCCUACGAACUGCUAGUUACAGCAGAAACUAAAAGACUGGACAGCAGAGGAGAACGACACCUACAAGAAAUUUGUUGCAUCUCUCAACCUCAGGUCAGACCUCGUCACAAUGCGCCUCCCCAAGACCAAGUAAGGUCUUCUUUAAACCGUCAUGGUUCAUCUGAUCUUUCCAGUGGCCAUUCUGAAGGGGAAUCCCAUGGCUCAGAGAGACCUAAUAGUGGGCAGCGGAGAAGCAGUUCAGGAGGCUGGAGUUUAGCUUCUGCAGAUAGUUGUGACUCUCAUAUGCUACAGCACUUUUCAGGUCUUCUUCAUGGUUCCUCACCAGUAUGUGAGACGAAGGAUCCCCCACUGGCUUGUGAACCUUCAAGUAUAGAGGGCUGCAGUAAUGGUGCUGUUGCCCACAUGGAGCUUCCUCUACGACGGAGUCUGUCCAAGUCUGACUCAGAUCUUUUAACUUGCUCCCCACCAUCUGGCACUAAUGGUGAUGACUGGAAUCGCAGUGAAUCUCUCACAAACUGCUCAACUGUGGCAGGCAAAAGAAGUCUUGAAAAAUCACCGUCUUUUACAUCAGAGUGGGAUGAGCAGCAUCACCUGUGGGCCCCUACAACCACCCCCAAACAACAUAUUGAUAAGAUAAUGAGCUCAAUAGGACAGGGCAUAGAGUUCUCACAGGAGCAGCAAUUUAUAACAGGAUCUUAUGUUCCAGAGCAAAGUGUUGCCCAGUGGUUAAAAUCUAUUGGACUUCUGCAGUAUGAAAGCAAACUAGUACUGAAUGGCUUUGAUGAUGUUCGCUUCUUGGCAGAUACGAUGAUGGAUGAUCAAGAUCUCCUAGAUAUUGGUAUCACAGACCUACAACAUCGACACCAGAUUUUGCGGUUAGCUCAGUCGCUGCCAAAGCCACCUGUACUGUCAGCGGACCUCUCUGUACCCUCAUGGCUACGUUCUCUUGCUCUACAUCAGUAUGCUCCAAACUUUAUUAGUAGUGGCUACUCUUCAAUGGAAACACUUCGGAAUUUAUGGGAGCUUGAGAUUGUAAACGUACUGAAAGUAAAUCUGCUGGGCCACAGAAAGAGGAUAUUAGCCUCAUUGGCUGAGAGGCCAUAUGAAGAUCCUCCACAGAAACCACCUCGAUUCUCACAACUCAGGUGUCCGGACUUACUGUCAUGUGGUUCUUCUCUUGUUUUGGGGGACCAGGUUACUGGUUUGGAAAGUGAAAGAAGCUGGACAGCAGGUGCAGAGAAUACAGAAGAACACCAGGCUAUUCUGGUACCAGCUGUGGAGGAGGAGCCCAGGUUAUCUCUACGCCCUCCAAAUGUUACCACUUCAUAUGCCUCUCUGCAAAAUUGGCAACACCAGCCAGAGAAGUUAAUAUUUGAGUCUUGUGGUUAUGAGUCCAGUUACUUAGGGUCAAUGCUCAUCAGAGAUUUACGGGGGACCGAAUCAACACAAGAUGCAUGUGCCAAGAUGAGGAAAUCUACAGAGCAAAUGAAGAAGAUACCACGAAUUACCCUUUCAAUCAGCUAUAGGGGAGUAAAAUUCAUCGAUGCAUCCAAUCAGAAUGUUAUUGCUGAACAUGAAAUCCGAAACAUUUCCUGUGCAGCUCAAGAUCCGGAGGACCUCUGUACUUUUGCCUACAUCACCAAGGACCUGCAGACUAGCCACCAUUACUGCCAUGUUUUUAGUACUGCCGAUGUGAACCAGGCCUAUGAGAUUAUUCUUACUCUUGGUCAAGCAUUUGAAGUUGCAUAUCAACUAGCCUUGCAGGCCCAGAAAUCACGGCCCCCUGAAGAUGUAGCGAUUAGACUAUCUAAACCUGUUCCUAAGCCUCGAGGCAGUAUUCGUCGACAAACUGUGGAGUCACUGGAAGGAGAGCAUUCUAUGGCCACUUAUGGUGCAGUGUCUUGGGCAAUGGAUGAAAAGAAGUAGUAAGACCUAAGUACCCUUUGAGGAUUCACUAACAGGUUGUGCACAAACAUCUGCAGAUUCAGCAUCCUUCCAGUCCUGCCAUGUGGAAAUCACAGGAACAUCACUGAGCCACAACAAAUUGCAGGGAAUAUAAUAACCUACCAAACUCUGACUUUGUACACACUGUACCAGCUUGCAAAGACAGAAUUUUUGUUUUAUUAUUGGGAGAAACCCUUGUAAAAUAGGUUUGAGAGAAUAUGAGUGAUAAAUCACCCUAAGACUUCUUACACUUGUGGCUGGCCUUGGAUUUGCUUCGGUACUCCAUUUUUUCCCUUUUUUUCAAAAGGAUCACAGCAUCAAGAUCAACUAUCUUCCAGUUUUAUGUAGCAGGUUUUUGUGGUGAUAGUUUAAUUAAGGACAAUUAAAGGUACUUCAUUUUCCUGUCUGACCAACCUAUCAACACACUCAUUUAUUGUUGUUCAAAAUGUGUGCUCCCCCAAUGAACUUUAUGAAAAAAAAUUGUAUAUGUUUUGUUUGCUUGAUCAGCUUUUAAGAAACUGGAGCUGUCACCUCAGUAACCCUUGGUCACAAUUCUUUUCCAGGAGCCACACUGCUACUUCUAUGUUCACAGUACAGAUGAGAGAAAAAUGUGUGGUAUGUGUGUGCAUUUGAAUGUGUCUGCACACACUAUAACUUAGGAAUUAGCUGUCAGUGUCUGCAAAAGAAACCAUGUCUUUUUCCCCUUUAUUAAUGGUAUGUUUUAAGCCUAAUUUAUUCUUCUUUUUAUUUGAGAUUGAAAAUACAAGUGCAUGCGGUACAUUUCCUGACCUGUAUUCCUAAUUUUUAUGUGAUCAGAAAGCUGUGGGUAGAGAUGACAGUGCCCUCUUCAGCUGCAUGCAACUGAAUCUUAGGUCUUCCAUCCUUGCUGGUUUAUUCAAGUAUUCAAAAGGAUAUUCUGUCUUCUCCAUUGCCCAUAUGCAUUUCUACACACAACGUUCCUCUGACAUUUUAGUGCUGUGUGAUUCCCUACACUAACAUGUUUUCUCAGUACUAGUCAGAAGCUGCUACAUAUAAUUACAUAUGUAAUCAUCUUUUAGUUAAUGGUGAUUCAUUUAUAUGACAUUUUCAUAUGGCUAUUUGUAAUACAGACAGAAAUACACUCUGUUCCACAUGAAAGCGUUAGGAAACUUUAGUCUAAAGUAUGUUAAUGAGUGUAUUUCAUAUGAUAGAUAUAAAUAAUCCUAGAUCUAUCACUUUUAUUUUUGUUAUAUUAACUAAUGAUGUAUAAUAGUAUCUUUGUACAAUGACAAUGAACACAUUCUGGUGUAAUGAUGUUGAUUUUCUAUUUACCAAUAAUGAACACUGCUAUGUUGUUGUAUUGGUGAUUUAAUGCAUUGCAUAAAGAUGGUUAUCUUUAAACAAAUA
Molecule: messenger RNA, 4745 nt
Organism: Xenopus tropicalis (tropical clawed frog)
Lineage: Eukaryota; Metazoa; Chordata; Amphibia; Anura; Pipidae
Gene: anks1a
Product: ankyrin repeat and sterile alpha motif domain containing 1A
Exons: 28
Coding region: 96-3341 (1081 amino acids)
Cellular component (GO): cytoplasm
Source: RefSeq, a predicted model, not a curated record